AUGAGUAUAACUCUUGGUUAUUCCAACGAAGAGAGCCCACCUGGCAUGCAAAACGAUGCCAGUUUCCGGGCCUUGCAGUACUUCCACGCUGCUACCGCCCGCACGCUUGGUGGUAGUGCCAUAGCACAGGUGAUCGAAGCAAUUGUCCGAAAGACUGCGGGAACUACACCUUAUCUUCUACACAUGGUUCUUGCCGUCUCGACAGCUCAUUUCAGACGCCUGACAUCAGCACAUAGAAGUUCGAAGAAUUUGCGGUGCCUUAGAAUCACAGAAGCAGUGCACUGGCAGAAGGGGCUGCAGCUCUACCAGAAGAGACUCUCUCUCGCCGCAUUCGGCCACGAAUUCGACUCGAUAGUCGCGACAACAUUUCUUGCCAUUCUCUUCACAUUCGCAAUGGAUGACGAGGUGCCUUCCGAUGCCUAUACCGCAUCCGAUGCCAGGUCCCGAUCCCUUUCAUUCGGCCCAUGGGUAGCCAUCACAGGGUUUCGGGCUCUGAAUUGCGUUCGUGGAGCACUGAGCCCAGAAUCUGCGUUCUCACCAAUAGUAAAUUGGACUCAUGAUGUCAAUGAGACUCUUGAGACCGUCUCGGGUGUCGAAGGCAUACCAGCGGCGUUUACGGAGCUUUGUGAGCUCACUCCAUCUUCAAACGAGUCGAACAACCCCUAUUGCAGAAUUUUACAUCUUCUCGCACCAUUGCUGCAGAUAGAAAACAAGGCUGAGAACACGACGAAAUUGCUGGCAUUCAUCGGUCGAACAUGGGUGAACCUGCGACCCUUGCUGGCGCAGAAGGACACUCGGGCGCUGCUCCUGCUGUCAUGGUGGCUGGUAUUACUGGAACAUGUAAAUCAGUGGUGGGUGGUCACAAGGGCUAGGACGGAACGCAAAGCAAUCGUGGAACACUUGUCGACGUGUUCGGACCCAAGGGUACAAGCCCUACUAGUGUGGCCAGCUUCUCAUGGCUCUGUCGAUUGCUCUUGGAUCUGGACAUAA
This is a messenger RNA of Diaporthe amygdali, 990 nucleotides long. RefSeq lists its product as uncharacterized. The coding region runs from base 1 to 990 and encodes 329 amino acids. The record is from RefSeq and is a predicted model, not a curated record. Lineage: Eukaryota; Fungi; Ascomycota; Sordariomycetes; Diaporthales; Diaporthaceae. Gene Ontology annotation, biological process: regulation of transcription by RNA polymerase II. Gene Ontology annotation, molecular function: DNA-binding transcription factor activity, RNA polymerase II-specific. The transcript has a single exon.